AUGUUGCUGUCACGUCUCAAAGCCCUUUCCCUACUGGCCUUGGCCUGGCUCGACGGAGCCAAUGCCAGGGCCGUUGGGACCGGGACCGAUUUGAAGCUCCUCAAUGGGAGACAGCAAGAUAUUGUGACUUGGGACGACAAAACCUUGUUCAUCAAUGGCGAGAGAUUGAUGAUCUUCAGUGCCGAGUUCCAUGCCUUCAGAAUGCCGGUCCCGUCCCUAUGGCUCGAUAUUCUUCAGAAAAUCAAGGCAGCUGGCUACAACUCCGUCUCUUUCUACGUCAAUUGGGGACUAUUAGAGGCGAAACCGGGCGAAGUUCGCGCCGAGGGCAUCUUCGCACUCGAGCCACUCUUCGAGGCAGCCGAGAAGGCUGGACUCUACCUCUUUGCUCGACCGGGACCGUACAUCAAUGCUGAAGUCACCGGAGGAGGUUUCCCUGGUUGGCUCCAGAGAGUCCAAGGAGCUCUCAGGACUGGCGAUGAAGCCUACCUGAAGGCGACUGACAAUUACACCGCCACCCUUGGGAGCAUCAUCGCCAAAGCUCAAAUCACAAAUGGAGGACCCGUCGUCCUCUUCCAAAUGGAGAACGAGUACAACGCUGCCGUCGACCCGUACCCCUUCCCCGACUACGACUACUGGAAGUACGUCGACAAUCAGUUCCGCAGUCACGGCGUCGUCGUGCCGUACGUCAACAAUGAGGCCUGGCAGCUUGGUGCCAUCACUGCGCUCACGCCCGCCAAGGUUGAUAUCUACGGGCACGAUGGGUACCCGCUGGGUUUCGACUGCUGGAACCCUACGGUUUGGCCUGAAAAUGGCCUGCCCACUGAUUGGCUUGCAACGAAUAAUGCUAUCGCACCGACGACCCCGUAUACUAUCGUAGAGUUCCAAGGCGGUGGCUUCCAGCCCUGGGGAGGUGCAGGAUUCGAGUAUUGUGCGGCCCUCCUUAACCAUGAAUUCGAGCGCGUCCUGUACAAGAACAACUACGCCGUCGGAGUCACAAUCUUCAACAUCUACAUGACUUGGGGCGGCACGAACUGGGGUAACCUCGGACACUCCGACGGCUAUACCUCGUACGAUUACGGUGCGCAGAUUACCGAGGAGCGUCUAGUCAACCGUGAGAAGUACAGCGAGACAAAGCUUCAGUCCAAUUUCCUCCACGUCUCUCCUGCCUACCUCGUGGCCGAUCGAUUCAACGCCUCGCUUGAAUGGACUAACAACGACGCAAUCACCGUCACUCCGGCAACAACUAACACCACCAAGUUCUACAUCGCUAGGCACACAAAGUACGAAUCUCUUGAGACAACAGCCUACAAGCUGAAGGUGAAGACUGUCGAGUACGGUGAACUAGAAGUUCCCCAGCUCAGCGAUAGCCUGUACUUGACCAGACGCGAUUCAAAGAUCCAUGUUAGCGACUAUCCUGUCGGCGACAAGAAGCUGGUAUACUCCACAGCUGAGAUCUUCACCUGGAAGAAGUAUGCCGACAAGACCGUGCUAGUCGUCUACGGAGGUGCUGAUGAGCACCACGAGCUGGCCAUUGAGGGCGAGCAAGCCGAUGUCACCGAUGAAAACGUCAUUGAGGGCUCAGAUGUCACUAUUGAGCAAAAGGACGGCUACACUGUCCUGGGUUGGGCUGUCUCGGACGAGCGCAAGGUCAUCCGCGUGCACGAGAAUCUCUAUGUUUACCUUCUUACUCGCAACGAGGCUUACAAAUUCUGGGUGCCUCCCGCUGUCGGCGACUUCGGCACCUCUGAUGUCAUCGUCAAAGCUGGAUACCUCGUCCGCAAUGUUGCCGUCAACGGGGACUCCAUCAGCUUCUCUGGUGACGUCAACAGCACAACCACCAUUGAGAUUAUCGGUGGCGCUCCCUCAUCUCUCAAGACUCUGAACUUCAACGGUAAAUCUCUCGACUUCAAGCAAAACGAUCACGGAGCUGUGACUGCCAAGGUUGAGUUCUCAACUCCUGAGAUCAGGCUUCCGUGCAUCAGCCAGCUCAGCUGGAAGUAUGUCGACAGCCUACCAGAGAUCAAAUCGGACUACUCUGACGAGUUGUGGACGGCCGCGGACCUCGAGAAGACGUACAAUACCGCGAACCACCUGAAGACACCCACCAGUCUGUACGGAGGAGACUACGGGUACCACACCGGCUCGCUUCUCUACCGCGGUCGCUUCACUGCAAACGGUGAAGAGUCGACUUUCAACAUCACCACCCAGGGAGGCAAUGCCUACGGUGCUUCAGUGUGGCUGAAUGACGAGUUCAUCGGGUCCUGGUUCGGAAACGCUGUGUCGCCCGCCUACAACAGCACGUUCACCCUGCCCAAGUUGACCAAAGACAAAGACUACAUCUUUACGGUCGUGAUUGAUCACAUGGGUUUGAACGGCAACUGGGUCGUUGGCGAAGAACAGCAAAAGAACCCCCGCGGCAUUCUCAACUACAACCUCGUUGGCCACGAGCAAUCCGACAUUAAGUGGAAGAUUACCGGAAACUUGGGCGGCGAGGAUUACGCCGACGAAGAACGCGGCCCUCUCAACGAGGGUGGUCUCUUCAUCGAGCGACAGGGCUACCACUGGCCCCAACCUCCGUCGGUGUCUUGGGAAGACAGCAAGGGUCCCUCCGCGGGAGUCGAAAAGGCCGGGAUUGCCUACUACUCUGCGACCUUUAACCUCGACCUCCCCACUGGCUUCGAUAUUCCGCUGUCUCUGACAUUCGCCAACACCACCACUACUGCCUACCGCACUCAAAUCUUUGUAAACGGUUACCAAUUUGGCAAGUUCGUGCAUCAUGUCGGCCCCCAGGCUCGCUUCCCUAUUCCCGAGGGUAUUCUCAACUACCAGGGAUCUAACCACCUGGGCAUCACGCUCUGGGCCAUGGAGAAGGGCGGCGCCAAGGUCGAGGGGCUCAAGUGGGAAGUUGGCAUGGUCAGCGCAACUGGUUUCGGGAAGGUGACGCCUGCACCGCAGCCGAAGUGGACGGCAAGAAAAGGAGCUUACUGA
Messenger RNA from Colletotrichum phormii, 2988 nucleotides. Its product is annotated as family 35 glycosyl hydrolase. Bases 1 to 2988 code for a protein of 995 amino acids. Gene Ontology annotation, biological process: carbohydrate metabolic process. The transcript has 10 exons. The record is from RefSeq and is a predicted model, not a curated record. Gene Ontology annotation, cellular component: vacuole. Gene Ontology annotation, molecular function: beta-galactosidase activity. Lineage: Eukaryota; Fungi; Ascomycota; Sordariomycetes; Glomerellales; Glomerellaceae.